Messenger RNA from Lodderomyces orthopsilosis Co 90-125, 1320 nucleotides. RefSeq names its product dihydroorotate dehydrogenase (gene URA1). Gene Ontology annotation, cellular component: mitochondrial inner membrane; cytoplasm. The record is from RefSeq and is a predicted model, not a curated record. Lineage: Eukaryota; Fungi; Ascomycota; Pichiomycetes; Serinales; Debaryomycetaceae. Gene Ontology annotation, molecular function: dihydroorotate dehydrogenase activity. Gene Ontology annotation, biological process: pyrimidine ribonucleotide biosynthetic process; 'de novo' pyrimidine nucleobase biosynthetic process. The transcript has a single exon. The coding region runs from base 1 to 1320 and encodes 439 amino acids.
AUGUUUAAAAGAGGAAACUUGUUAAAGGGGUUGUUUAGGUGUCCCAAUGUUAGAACAAAUGGCAAACAGAUAAUAAGAUCGAGCUUUUUGCCAGGACCAAUUUCGCUUCUCAUUGGUGGAGCAUUAGCUGGAAUUGGCGGUUAUUACCUUUUCGAUUCACGUUCGUCGGUUCACGAAUAUGUUUUGUGUCCACUUAUAAGAACAUUUACAGAUGCAGAGCAGGGUCAUAAACUAGGAAUUUUAUUUAUGAAAUAUGGUCUCGUCCCCAGACUUUUGGAUGAAGGAAGGAACGACCAAAGCGAUGUUUUGGGCGUCAAUGUGUUUGGUCACAAUUUAAAAAACCCAAUUGGAUUGGCUGCUGGACUAGAUAAAGACGGAGAAGCAAUCGACUCGUUAUUCAAUACCGGGUUCUCUUAUGUUGAGAUCGGUUCAAUCACACCCGAGCCUCAACCAGGUAAUCCCCAACCUCGAUUCUUUAGAUUGCCAAGAGAUGAUGCUGUAAUCAAUCGUUAUGGCUUCAAUUCCACUGGGCACUUUAAUGUCUUGGCAAGAUUGAGAAUCCGUUUUACUAAAUUGGUGGAAAAAUUUGAGAGAACCCACACUCCGGCCCAAUUACCAUUUUCAAAUGCUUUUCAACAAGGGAAAUUACUAGGUAUAAAUUUGGGUAAAAACAAAACGGGGGACGAAGUUGAAGAUUAUGUUAAGGGUGUUUCUAGACUUGGGCCAUUUGCUGAUGUGCUUGUUGUUAACGUAUCGUCACCAAACACUCCUGGGUUACGUGAUUUGCAAAAUGAAUCUAAGCUUACCAACCUUUUGACUACCGUUGUAAAGGAGCGCGACAUAUUGCGUACCAAUUUACUAGGCGCAAAACCUCCAAUUUUGGUGAAAGUUGCCCCUGAUUUGACUGAGCCAGAGAUCAUGUCCAUAGCAAAUUCAGCAAAGGAAGCCAAAGUAGACGGAAUUAUUAUUUCGAACACAACAAUUCAGAGACCAAAAGAUAGGAUGUUAACCACAGAUGAAACAUUAAUCAACGAAACUGGUGGACUUUCGGGAAAACCAUUAAAGCCCUUAUCAUUGCAGGCAUUGAAGCUAUUGAACAAACAUACCAAAGGAUCAGGAUUGGUAUUAGUGGGAUGUGGUGGAAUUUCAAGUGGUAAAGACGCUUUAGAAUUUGCAAAAGCUGGUGCAACUUUUGUGGAAUUAUACACAGCCUUUGCUUACAAAGGACCUGGAUUAGUUGCUAGGAUCAGGGAUGAAUUAGCUGAAGAGUUGAGAAAAGAAGGUAAGACCUGGCAACAAAUUGUUAAUGAAAAUAAAUAG